GAAUUUUUCAUACUUUUAGCAUGUGUUAUAGCCGAGUUAGAAGCUUGACCGAAAAAGGGAAUGUUUAUUCCAGAUCGGGUACACCGGUAGUUGAUGUAGAUUAGUUUAACAUUGUAUUCCUAUCUCCUAACCUAUCGACAGACCUUCCCCAGACAUUCAUAAAUUCAGCAAUCCCGUAAACGUAUAAGCGGAGAAGGUGACAAGUGUAGCAGUCUGUGAGAGUAGCAAGAUGCGAGCGUAGCAGUUCGUGAGCGGACAGACGCAGAAUGGCGUAAGCGGAUCUGUUGGCGAGGCGGUGCUGUUUGCGAGCGGCGCAGGCAAUGCUAUAGGCAGGCGACGCUGUCAGCCAGCGACUCAAAUGGUUCUGUAUGUGAGCGAUGUUGUCAGCAAGCGGCGCAGGUGCCUAGCAGACAGGGCAGUCAGCGUAGCAUGCCCUAAGCCGCACUGUUGCAGGCAGAGCAACCGCGAACAGAGUAGGCCACCACCGGAGCAGGCGAAGAGCGUGAAUACAACCUCUGAACGGUCAUUACUGCAUGUUUUUCCCCUCCUGUUCUUGAAUCAACUAUUUAAUGGAGCUAAUAUUUCUACUUAUGCUUUCGUAACCAUAAUGAAAGAAGAAGCUAAGGAUGGAAGGCACUUUACAAGGGAAAUGGACCAGGUCUCUUUCAGAUUAGAAGUUUCUAUCUUUUUGCUAUUUUUCAUUUUGUUAUGUAUUUUUCCAUAGAUGUGCUUCCUUUAUUCAUGGUAUUUUUUGUAAAUAAAAGUGUUACUCUCCUGUAUCCAUAUUUGUUCAUCAAUACUUAUAUUGAGUGUGGUCCAGUUCACUUAUGUUAUUUUUACUUUUAUUUGUGGAGCACAUAGCCGUAUACCAUAACUCAUAAUAAGUAAUUAUGUUCUAAAUUGUAGUAUUGAAUGCAAGUUGGGAGUUAUGAAUGUGGAUUAUGUUUCGUGGAUUAUGAAUGUGGAUUAUGUAUCGAAUGUAAUAUGUUAAAUAUUGUUUCGGCAGUUUUUCUUGAAAUGUGGGAUUAUUUUAUUUACAUUCAAUUGGAUUUGCUCCAUGUAAUGUUUUCUAAUAACCUUUUUAUUGAAUUUGUAGCAAUUCGUUCGCCGAUCCUGAACCAUUCUCAUGAGAAGAUAUUGAUGAAGUACGAACUCGUUGGGCAUCAUAUUUCUUAGAAAUGGCGCAUUCCAUGAAACACACAUGAUGAACGUAUUUUUUUAUGUUAUUGAUCGAUUAUGAGACUUGUAACUUUAGACAAUGUAUUAUUACUCUAGACUUGUGCAAGGAUUGUUUUAUUUUAACUUAUUAUUAUGUACUAAGUUGUUACUUAUGCUUGUUUUACAUUUGUGCAAGAAUCGAAAAAUAGUUUGUGUUAAUGUGUUAGAUUGAUUAAUUGAACCGGUGCAGAAUUGUGC
Messenger RNA from Cuscuta epithymum, 1416 nucleotides. The record is from the annotation of a GenBank genome assembly. Lineage: Eukaryota; Viridiplantae; Streptophyta; Magnoliopsida; Solanales; Convolvulaceae.